Thunnus maccoyii (southern bluefin tuna) is the source of this 4085-nucleotide messenger RNA. Its product is annotated as PDZ domain-containing protein 7-like. The record is from RefSeq and is a predicted model, not a curated record. The coding region runs from base 510 to 3176 and encodes 888 amino acids. The transcript has 18 exons. Lineage: Eukaryota; Metazoa; Chordata; Actinopteri; Scombriformes; Scombridae. Gene Ontology annotation, molecular function: protein binding. Gene Ontology annotation, cellular component: plasma membrane; stereocilium tip; stereocilia ankle link complex. Gene Ontology annotation, biological process: auditory receptor cell stereocilium organization; sensory perception of sound.
GUUUGUUUGUUAUCUUGAGCAAUACACUGUAUAAAAACUCUACAGUUGCUGUAUUGCAAGUAUGAGAUGCUGUUUGCGGAAUAAGUAGCCGACUGAAGUUGAUAUAAUACAGUGACGUAUUGAAUAAUGACGCAAUUAAACGUCAUUAAAUCUACGUCUUGAUAAUUGUACGCUAAAAGGUAAAUUUCACGCAUCGGCGCAACCGCAACUUUGCACGCUUUUUAGUGUCGCUGUCCAGGGUGCUGAAGGGCUACUUGAGGCCUGGGGGAACCCCAAGACAGGUGAGAGAGAUGCAACAUGGGCAGGAAUGGACCAAAGUGUGACUCCAGGAAGCCAAAGGGUCAGCUAUCAUGUCAAAAAGCAGCCUGCAUCGUUUCAGUAUGCAGGGAACACAGAGGACAAAUUGCCUGAGGAUCCCCUUCCUUCUGCUGUAUGCUGCUGUAGACUCCUCCACCCGGAGCUGAGCCCCCGGUGGAGCGUGUGUGUGAAAGGGGACCCUGCCAGCCUCCAUGGCUCACUCGUCAGACCCGUCCCGCAGGGAGAAGACCCCCGGGACCCAAGGGUCACACACGGCUACACGCAACCUCUUACGGAAGAAGGAGCAGCGCCGGCGGGGAAUCCGAUCCUCCUCACCCAUGGGCCGGGUCAUCCUCAUCAACUCUCCUGUGGAUGGCGGAGAUGACAGCGAGGACCUCCAUACAAUCACAGUGGACAAGAGUGUGGAUGGAAAGCUCGGCUUUAGCGUGCGUGGAGGCUCAGAACACGGCCUCAGUAUCUUUGUCAGCAAAGUGGAGGAUAACAGUACAGCGGAGGAGGCAGGCCUGCUGGUAGGUGAUAAACUGGUGGAGGUGAACGGCAUCAGCCUGGAGAGCAUCACCAUGAGCAGCGCCGUGAAGGUCCUCACAGGCAGCAACAGGCUGAGGAUGGUGGUGAGACGAGUUGGCAAAGUCCCCGGCAUCCGCUACUCCAAGGAGAAGACUACUUGGGUGGACUUGAUACACAGGCGUAUGGUGGUGGAGGAGAGUGGACGGACACCUUCGGAGGCCAGCUCAGGAAGCGCCCUCCAAAGGAUCGUCCACCUGUACACCACCUCUGACGACUACUGCCUGGGCUUCAACAUCCGAGGGGGAAAGGAGUUUGGUCUGGGCAUCUAUGUCUCAAAACUGGAUCCUGGUGGUCUGGCUGAGCAGAAUGGAAUCAAAAUGGGGGACCAGAUCCUGGCUGCCAAUGGAGUGAGCUUUGAGGACAUCAGUCACAGCAAUGCUGUGGAGGUGCUGAAGAGCCACACUCACAUCAUGCUGACCAUCAAGGAAGCAGGACGAUACCCUGCUUAUAAGGAGAUGGUGGCAGAAUACAGAUGGCUCAAUAAGUUGGCCAAUGGCACUCAGAAAUCUUCUUCCCAGGGUUCAGACUCAAACUCCUCAGCCUCUUCUCUGUCAUCUGGGACUCCGGUCAGCUCUCUGAGCGGCCUCUCUCAGGUCAUGUUCCCCCCCAGCCUGUCAUUUGGCUCAGACAUGGUGGAUGUCUGCAUCUCCACUGAGGACCAGAGAUCUGAGUCCGAACGCACUGAGACCGCCAUCCAGACGGACCUUCCUUCUCAAAGGACGGGUGCAGACACCACUCGCAGCCUGGGACGCACCACUCUGCUCAAAGACACGGUGAUCCGUGGAGAGGAGGGCAGGGGGAGGAAAGAGUCCCCAAAGACCGCUGUGCUGCUGGCUCUCAGCAGACCAAGCCGACCCAUUAGCCGCUCACAGAGCCAAGUCACUGUGGCAGAGAUCAAGCAGGAGAAAGGGAAGAAGCAGAAAUGGAAGGACCCCGAGGAGAAGAGCACCCUACAGCGCUCAAAGACCUUCGUCAACUUGCUGUUCAGGGGUGGACGCAAGAAAGACCCUUCCAGGGGGCGCUCCAAGUCCCCGUCCAUAGACAAGGCCAGCAAAGAGGGACGACAGCUCAGUGCGAUGCCAAAUUCAGAGAUGCUUGGAGUGGUGGAGGGCAUGGCCUGCAGGCUGCUGACGGAGGAGGAGGUGGCUGCUGUGAUGAACAUGUGCCAGAGGUAUGUGGCUGAACGGUCAGUGGAGAACCUGAUACGCCACCUGCUGGCUGUGCUGGACAGGCCUGAAAAACUGCUCCUGCUGAGGGAGAUCAGAAUGCUGCUUGCUCCCUCUGACCUGGCUGUAUUCAAUAACAUGGUGACGCCUGUUGAAGUGGAGGCCUACGAUAUCCUCAAGUAUCGCUCAGUCCGAACUCCUCCUCUUCGCUCUCCCAUGUCUGGUCGAGCACCCAAACGACGCCUUAUCACUCCCAUCCCAGAUUACAGGGGAGGCUUUGAGCUCCACAGUGCUGAGGAGGUGGAGAAGGAGAGCCACCUACUGGGAGAGCUGGAGAAGCUCAGUCUGUCUGGGCCACGAGUGUCCAGGGAGAGGCCCCACACCUCCAGAUCUUUCACCCCGCUGCUGGACAUACCUGUGGACGGAUAUAACACAGACCCCAGAGACGUCAAACCCUCCUCUGCCAGCCCCAUGCUCCCCAACUGGUUACUCGCCCGCAGCGAUGACUCCCGCCCUCCUCUCCGGACAGACAUCGGCACGAUCCGCUCCGUCCACUUUGACGAGGUUUCACUGCACUCGACUUCAGACAAGGGGAACACAGCCUCAGACAGAGGAAGGACCCCGUUUAAAAACGGCCACUCAAAAGGCAAAAAUGAGAAAAGUGGAGACAGAAGUAAAGAAGCUGUGUUCACGCUGCAGAGCGCCCCACGCAGGAGUCGACCGUUGUUGUCGCAGGUGUUCAGUUCAAGUUCAGACCAAGUUAGAAGUGGACACAUGAACGGCCAUCAGGCUUCCUCUGAGAACGGAGUCAACGGCUCUGACCCUGAACAGGAGUAUGAACUCAAGGCUGUCAGCAUCUCCAAGACCAAACAGUCCCUGGGCAUCAGCAUAUCUGGUGGGAUGGAGUCAAAGAUCCAACCGGUGGUGAAGAUUGAGAAGAUCUUUCCUGGAGGAGCCGCCUCCACCUGUGAAGUGCUCAAGGCUGGAUUUGAGUUGGUGUCCGUGGACGGAGUCUCGCUGCAUGGAGUUACCCAUCAGCAUGCUGUCGACAUCAUCCGAAAAGCCUUCAGCAAUAAGGCCAAAGACCCCAUGGUGUUUGUGGUCAGAGUCCCCAAAGACCUUUGAAAAGACACUGAAAACACUCCUGAAAAUCCUUAAAAUAGAAAAAUGCCCUGUGAUUGUCAGCCACUGUGAUUAACAGUGAGACAGCAGAUGUGCUCUGACAUCAGGUGCGUGAUUUUGCCAUUUAAAUUAAAGUUAGGACUCAUGACUUGGACUGGACAACAAAAAAGUGGCCUUAAGGCAGCAGGUCACAGGACUUGAGGAUUAAGCACAUGAACACAGUGAGUUUAUAAGAGGAAUAUUAUCCCAAAAAUACUCAUAGUAAACCAACAUUUACAGUUCAUUAAAUUUUUGUGCCCACAAAGCCUCAUAUCAUGGAAAAUGGUGCCCCUGGUGCCUUCGUAUAUCACUUUAUCACAAACCAGGAGCCAACAAUUGAUAAGGACAUGAUUUUCUUUUUACAUGUUGUGUCGUAUUAACUGUGUAAAUUCUUAAACUACACAUAAGUAGAUAAGUCAUGGAUCAACAGUGUAUGUCUGUGCAUCUGAAUUUUUAAAAUGUGCUGGCUGACAAACUGCAAACUGUAGCUUGAGUGCCUUUAAAAGCCCUGAACAUGUAAAAUAGUUGUCACGUUGGCUUGAAAACAUACUUUUGACCUGAAGAGGGCAGACAUGUGACAUUUCUGUACUUGGCAGCAGAGAGACAGUUUGAAUAAUCCUGAUGUCCCACAAACCACCAAACUUAAAACAUCACCUAUAUAUGUAAAAUGAGAUGAUUACUGUAGAAUAAAUAAUCCAGGUUGCCAUUGGUAAGAAUUAAACGCCAGCUCAAAUAAAACUGUUAUGUCCCUGGUGAGUAUACUAAACCUGACAAAAAUAAACUUAUUUCUGCAACAACUCAAAGGCAAACAUACACUAUAAAGCCUUCAAAUGUAUAUAAUUUGGUGCAACAAUUAAAUUAAAGGAGAAAAUU